This is a messenger RNA of Epinephelus lanceolatus (giant grouper), 1032 nucleotides long. Its product is annotated as ecto-ADP-ribosyltransferase 4-like. NCBI's taxonomy places the organism in Eukaryota, Metazoa, Chordata, Actinopteri, Perciformes, Serranidae. The record is from RefSeq and is a predicted model, not a curated record. Gene Ontology annotation, molecular function: NAD+ poly-ADP-ribosyltransferase activity; NAD+-protein-arginine ADP-ribosyltransferase activity.
AUGAUGAAGGACGCGAUGUUGUUUAUUGUCCUCUGCUGCCUCUGCGUGAGGAUCAGACCUCUGAAUGCAAAGAUGUUGCCUGAGCAGGAUACCGUAAAUGCCCUGUUGAGAAGCUCAGACAUCCCAAAGUUGGAUGCUGAGACAUCGCCCCCCCAGGAGGCUACAGUGAACUCACCUUUAGAGUCUGCAGAUCCUGUAAAUGUUCAGAACACCUCCACCAAUUCCUCACUGAAGUCAUCUGGUGCCUCAGCACAGGUCCCAUCACGUCUGUCCACACUCGUCAGAAUCCCUCUGAGCUUGUCUCCGGACUCUGUUGAUGACAUGUAUUACGGCUGCUCCCACAAGAUGCUGAUCAAAGUGAAACGUCACUACCUCCCCAGGAGCACCAGGGAGGGUCUGCACUCCACAUACACAAAACUGUGUGCCCUCAAAGCCAUGAAGAAUAAGGACAUCUAUGACCAGCUGUCCGUGAAUCACUUCAGGGCUCUGUGUGCCUACACAGCAGGGUCAUAUGACGACUUAAACCGGGCAGUGCGCAGGGGGAAGGCUACCUAUAAGACCUCAUUUGAAUUCCACGCCCUCCACUUCCUGUUGUCUGACGCCAUCCGGCUUCUUAAACUCAACCAAAGAAGCUGCUACACCACUUACCGCAGAAGCAAACUGCUCUUCACUGGGGAAGUUGGACAAACUAUGCGCUUCGGCUCGUUCGCCUCCAGCUCCCUCAACAAGAACCUGCGUCAGUUUGGACGGAGGUCCUGCUUUGAGAUCCACACGUGUUUUGGCGCCUACCUCAAGACCUACUCAGAGUUUGACUCAGAUGAGGAUGAAGUACUGAUUCCUCCAUAUGAGAUGUUUAAUAUAGUUUCUGUGGACAUGUCAGGAGAGAAUGAUUUACAUUGUGAUGUUUUAUACAAGCUUGAGACGGCUGGUGUUUACAGCAGUCUCAACUGUCAGGAUGUGGAGCCGUUCAGGAGCAGGAGUGUACCAUUUUAACACUGUAUAAGUUUAUUACACCAAUAUAAUGUCUGUAAC